UGAAUCUCUACACCCCUUUGUUCUCCUAAUCUAGACCACUUGUACUCUUCAACUUGAAAAGAAGGAGUGCAUGGUGUUGUCUCUAUUUUAAUGUGAAGCAUUUUUUUUUUUGUCGAACUUCGUUUCUUUCUUUAAUAUUUAUUCCAUACCACUUAAUUAGACACAUAAUAUAAUAAUGAGAUUUGUUCAUAUAACAAUUGCAAUUUCUACUCUAGCGCUCUUUGUCAAUAAAGCUAUUUGCCAAUCCGAAGGUAUAAAUGUCCCAACAGCAGCAGCCGCAGCGGCGGGCGCCUCAACUUAUUCUUGUGAUCCACAAGUAUGUAAACUUGCGAAUGGGUGUUUAUGCGCCUCAAAAAACCCUCCCAACGGUCUUUCACAGGCUGAUACGCCGCAAUUUGUUACCGUAACAUUUGAUGAUUCUAUUCAACCACAAUUAUACAAGACAGCAAAAAGAAUGUUGAACGUUACAAAUCCUAAUGGAUGUCCCGGCCGGGGUACAUGGUAUGUCUCUAUGCAAUAUACAGACUUUUCACUGGUACAACAGUGGUAUUCUUCCGGCAAUGAAAUUGCAGACCAUACAUUUACUCAUGUUGGAACUCCUUCUGAUCAGGAAAUUACGAGCUGUAGAGAAAUGUUGAAUACAUAUGGUGGUGUUCCCAAUGGAAAAAUUCAGGGAUUUCGUGCACCCUUCUUAAAUUAUACAAAGGAAACUCUAAACCGUCUAUCCAAGUUAGGCUUUUUAUAUGAUUCUAGUGCAAGUGCAUUGCAAGAUGAUGCUUACUGGCCAUACACACUUGAUUACGGUAUGGCAAAUGAUUGCUGGACCGGUAUCUGUGGCGCCGGACAAUCAAAAAUUCCAGGCCUUUGGGAAAUUCCAAUGUACGCUGUUCUCGAUAAUACAAGUGCCCCUCAAUUAAUGGAUGUUUACAUCGCUGGUCAGCCAAAGGAUGUGGAAGAUUGGAGUCUCAAAACAUUUAAUAAGCACUAUACCGGUGGAAGACAGCCAUUUGGUAUUUACGUUCAUCCAACUCAUCUUACAGGUUAUCCUGGUUUACCUGAUCCUGCACCAAAAUUAGAUGGUUUGGUUUCUCUGAUAAAAAAGUUAUCAGACAUGCCUGAUGUGUGGUUUGUAACCAAUCAACAGUUGCUUCAAUGGAUGAAAAAUCCAGUAAAAGCUUCCGAGUUAGGCAAACAAGAUUAUAUGCGGUGUGAACAACCCGUUAUUGCUAAAGAAAUUUGCAACGGUCUAGAUGACGAUGGCAACCAAAAUGUAGAUGAGGGUCUUAUGAAUAGCUGUAAUUUUGGAACUACUACAUUUAAUACAUGCUUCAAUUGUCCAAAUACAGCCCCUACUCUAAGUAUGCCCACACCUGCUACAGGCGCACAAAACGGAUCUGCCGCAUUUAGAUACCCUAUUCCUAACAACUGCGAUACUAAAUGGUGGGAUCCUAUUGGAAAUGCAUGUCUUUGCACCACAAAUGAUUGUCUAUACAAAGAUACUGCUGUUCCUGUUAAUCGCACCGCUAAUGGUAAUGGUGUUAUUGCCAAUGGAACUGGGUCAGCUAGUGAUGCAAAUAUGCAGAUUAUCCGUUGGGAAACUACAAUUAUUGUUUCUGCUUUUACUGUCGCUUUAUUAUUGUAAAAAAGAAAAGAAAAAAGUUUAAUAAAAAACAACAGCAGAAAUGGCUGAACAAAUAAA
Messenger RNA from Mucor mucedo, 1699 nucleotides. RefSeq lists its product as uncharacterized. Gene Ontology annotation, biological process: carbohydrate metabolic process. The record is from RefSeq and is a predicted model, not a curated record. The transcript has 7 exons. Lineage: Eukaryota; Fungi; Mucoromycota; Mucoromycetes; Mucorales; Mucoraceae. The coding region runs from base 176 to 1642 and encodes 488 amino acids. Gene Ontology annotation, molecular function: hydrolase activity, acting on carbon-nitrogen (but not peptide) bonds.